AUGAGCUUGGCAUCUUCCAAUGGGUCCACGUCGCCAUCUAACAACAACCCGUUGUCAGACCUAAUUCGCACCGAGAAAGCUUACAUUGACACACUCAAGAUUAUCGAUACUGAACUCGCACCUUUGCUGCAAAACGGUGCUGCUGCCAUCUCGGAUGAUCUACUCGAUAGCGUUCACGAUAUUCUUGUCAGCAAUACUCGUUUCUACCAGCGAUUGACCCGGAUUGCAGCCAACCCUGAUACCAUCAAAGAAUUGGGAGAUUUACUAGUACAAUGGGUGGAUGAUAUGCAUGUGCCUUAUACAAGCUUUUGCGAAACCUUUGCUGCUGAAAGUGACAUUUGCACAAAGACGGAUCCUCCUCUUGAACGAAGAUUAAAGGAACUUUCGAUAAGGACCAAUCGUGAGGUGACAUUGAGCUCUCUUUUCAGUGCACCAAUGGAGCAAUUGCGCUAUUACAAGGCAUUGUAUACUCGAUUUCUGCAAAGUGCACAACCAGGGAGAUCGGAUCACAAGUUGUUGACCAAGACCCUCCAACAAAUUGACACCACCCUUUCAGCAAUGCCAACAGUACCAACCAUGCCUAAUCAUGAAGAGGAUCAAACGACAUUGGCGCAUGAUGAUGGAUCUCCAGGGCUACUUUCGGGAAUCGAUUGUUCAGGUACCAUGGAUUUGUUUACUGGGAUGCCCAAGCCUUAUUCCAUUACGAGCACAAGGAAAUUGGGAAGCAUGGUAUUGGAGGAUCAUUUCAUCUUGUUGCCUGAGGGAACGCAUCUUUCAGCUCCUACUCGUGUGCAAGCAACCUUGACAACGGAGACGCUUAUUCUUGUGGAUGCAUCAGCACACAAGCUAUUGUAUGCACCGAUACCUGUGGAUGAUUUGACGAGCAAUUCAAGGAAUUUGGAUCGUGAGCUUGUUGGUGAAUAUGUGGUUCAAUUGACCAUCCAAGGCCAAAAGCAUUUAUUGCUAAGAGCGGAUACCCGAGAAACAAGGAACAAGUGGGUUGGCGUACGUGCUCAGGCACCAAGCUCAACGACAUUGACACCUCGUUCGAUGCGAUCCAUUGUUCAAGGAGGUGGUAACCAAGCAACGCCACGUAUUGAUACCAAUGCACGCAAGAGUGUGAUUCGUAAACAAGAUAUCUUUUCGUUUUAUCAAGAUCAAUCAGGGGAAAUUUCGCCUUUAUCGUCCGAGGAGGAAGAUGAACCAGUGACAAUGACCACCACCACCACCAAUAAUGGAGAAGCAGCAGGGGUUACACACAUCCGACCCAAAGUACCACCUUUACCAAUCAGUCGGAAAGAGGAUAAGCACGAGGUGCCAACAAGUGCGGAUAUUACGACCAAAUCGACACAGCUUUUGACUCCAAGACCUAGUCCUUCGUCUGAGGAUAGUGGCAGUAGUCGUGGAAAUAGUCCAGUGCGUCCAACAACACCACGAACCAUUGAGAUCAGUCAUGCUGUGGCACCCGUUGCUGCAAUGCAAGCCAUUACACAAACAAAUGAUUAUUUGGUGCCUGGUGCACAACAACAACAACAACAACAGGUCAAUCAUCAACAACAACAUAGACCUCUUCCUCCUCAUCCACCCAUGAAACAACCUACAUGGCCUACACCUGCAGCUCCUAUGAAUCGUGCUCCUAGUCCUGGUCCACCUGUUGCACCAUCACAUCAACCACCACCACCAUCCCAUCAACAGCAACAGCAUCUUGCUCCUCAACAACAACAACAACUUCGAUCUCAACGUUCCAUGCCAGAAUUGGUUGUUACCCCGCGUCAUCAUCCUCCACCAUUGCCUAAUCAUCAUCAACAACAGCAGCCUCCACAAGGAAAAGUGCUCUAUAGCAAUGGCUAUUGUCAAGUAUUUCGCUGGAAAGGGCAAUCAUGGUAUGGGGUGGAUGGCCAAUGUCUUGUGCAAGUACGCCAAGUGACCACGCAUCGGGCAUGUUUGAGUAUCCAAAUGCAACAUUCAGGGCAAUUGUAUUUGAAUGCUUGGGUAUUGCCAAGUACAUCCAUCAACCAUGCAUCACCUACCGAUAUCAGUGUGACAGUACAUAUGGCGAUGGGAAGGGAGACCUACUUGAUUCAUUUGCAAGCACCCCACGAUGCCAAUGCCUUGUAUCAAUCUUUAUUACAGACGCAUCAGUUGGCUCUGGCAGCUGACUUUUUAUCCAAACAAGAUGAUGAUGAUGAUAAGGAACCACCCCAACAAGAGGAUGCAGCAGCAGCGGUCCCUCAAACAGAACGACUCGUGAUGCAAUGCAAGACCAAGUUGUUUGUACAAAAUGAACAUGCAAAAUGGGGUAGUCUUGGGAGCGGUCUUGUGCUUCGAUUGUCACAGCAACAACCCAGCAAAAAAAUGUACAUUGAUAUCGAGGAUGGCAAAAAGAAAAAGUUGGUCAGCGCCAUGGUCCAAAGCCGUAACGUGGGUCAAAUCGGUCCUAAACGCAUCACAUUACUUUUUAUUACCGAAAAGCAAGCCGUUGUGUACAUGGUCCAAGUCAAGGAAGAACAAACAGCUGCUAAAUUGUACCAGUAUCUCAAGACAAAGAAUUCCGAUAAUGGAUGGUAG
This is a messenger RNA of Lichtheimia ornata, 2568 nucleotides long. RefSeq lists its product as uncharacterized. NCBI's taxonomy places the organism in Eukaryota, Fungi, Mucoromycota, Mucoromycetes, Mucorales, Lichtheimiaceae. The coding region runs from base 1 to 2568 and encodes 855 amino acids. Gene Ontology annotation, molecular function: guanyl-nucleotide exchange factor activity. The transcript has 8 exons. The record is from RefSeq and is a predicted model, not a curated record.